AUGUCUUCCGCCGCGACUCUACGGUGGAACUCUACAGUGACUCUAGAUAGAGUCGCCCAGUUAACACCAGUCGAUAGCGCUUUCCAAGGGAAAGUCAACGGAAAAAACCGCGUCGCUCUACGACCAGCGGUUUCCGAGAUAUCACGCCUUAAAGAUUUCCAAGAUGGCGGCCGGUUAUCUGGUUUCAGUCUAGACCGAAAAUCAAAAAAUUAUAUCUCGAGAACCGCUGAUCGCAGAAACACGAGCGACGGCUUCCCGUAA
Messenger RNA from Parnassius apollo (apollo), 261 nucleotides. The record is from the annotation of a GenBank genome assembly. NCBI's taxonomy places the organism in Eukaryota, Metazoa, Arthropoda, Insecta, Lepidoptera, Papilionidae.